Molecule: messenger RNA, 801 nt
Organism: Diatraea saccharalis (sugarcane borer)
Lineage: Eukaryota; Metazoa; Arthropoda; Insecta; Lepidoptera; Crambidae
Source: the annotation of a GenBank genome assembly
AUUCAUGACAAAGAUUGUGUUCAUGACUGUCGUUAUUAUAUCUUGUUUAGCGUUUAGUUCAAGAUUUUUCAAGUAAUUUUAUGAUAACAAUUUGUGGAACUCUCUGAAAAAUCGUAUAUUGUUGUUAGUUCAUGAUUAACAUGAAGUUUGUCGCAACGAUGUUGCGGCCCAAGGGUACACUGCGCUUCGUCAGGCUGGCACACAUACCCACUUGGCAAAAAAAUCCAAACUUAGAUAAAAUAAUUCGCGUGGAUCACGCGGGCGAGUUGGGCGCAGACCGCAUCUACGCGGGCCAGAUGGCGGUGCUGGGCGGCACAGCGGAGGGCCCGCUCAUACGACACAUGUGGGAACAGGAGAAGAAGCAUCGCGAGGCAUUUGAGAAGCUCAUCAACGAGUACCGUGUGCGGCCCACAGUUCUGACGCCCCUGUGGAACGUGGCCGGGUUCGCGCUCGGCGCUGGUACAGCGUUACUAGGUAAGGAAGCUGCUAUGGCGUGCACAGUGGCAGUGGAGACUGUUAUAGUAGACCAUUAUAAUGACCAGUUGCGUACGCUGAUGGAAGACCCGAAUGUGGACAAAGAGAUCCUGGAGACCAUCACUAAGUUCCGUGAUGAGGAGCAGGAGCAUCACGACACUGGUAUCGACCACGGCGCAGAACAGGCACCCUUCUAUAAGGCUCUCACAGAAGUCAUCAAGACCGGAUGCAAAGUGGCCAUAGAAAUAUCCAAGAGAAUAUAGUUAGGAAAUAAGUUUAGAUUAACACUUAUAUGAUAUAUUUUUGUUUAAUAAAUAGUGUAUUGUU